CGGUUUGCUCAAUAAAGAAGUCACUCUGGUCAGUCCUAUAAACCAUCUUUUGGUUUCUCUCCCCUUGCCAGAGAAAGCCACAAAUUUCAAAACGUCGGCCGAGAACUUGUCUAUGUAUUCGCCCUACGUCAGAGAUUUCGAACACCAUCUGCCGCUCAAGCUGCAAACGUUUCGCAUCGCGUCGAAACCUUGUAGUAUACACUCUAAGUCCUGUGGCUGAAAUUCCCUGGACUAUCCUGCACGUUGUGACAAUCGUUCCCUCGAGACGAUCGUAAACCGCCACCAUUCCACCCAAUCAAGGAAUUCACUACGCAUGUCUUGUUUCGUCAAGAUAUCCCUAGUUCAGACUUCCCUUCGCUCCCUACUGAUACCCAUUUCGUGAAGAAUUAAUCAUUCAUCACCGUCACCAUGGCCACUGUCAACAUUCGCCGGGAUGUUUCCGAUCCCUUCUACCGUUACAAGAUGGAACGCUUGCAGUCCAAGAUUGAAGGCAAGGGUAACGGAAUCAAGACUGUCAUCGUCAAUUUGAACUCUGUUGCCAACUCUCUCAGUCGUCCCCCUUCUUAUGUGAUCAAGUACUUCGGAUUUGAGCUGGGUGCCCAGGCCAACGCCAAACCCAGUGAUGAACGCUGGAUCAUCAACGGUGCCCACGAUGCUCCUAAGCUCCAGGACUAUCUUGAUGGCUUCAUUUCCAAAUUCGUCCUCUGCAAGAAGUGCAAGAAUCCUGAAACGGAUGUUAACAUCAAGGACGAAAAGAUCACCUUGGACUGCAAGGCUUGUGGUCAGCGCUCGGAUGUCGAUCCUCGUCUUAAGCUGAGCACUUUCAUCGUCCGGAAUACCCCCACCAAGGGAGGAAAGAAGGACAAGGCCUCCAAGAAGGCCCGCCGUGAGCAGAAGAACCAGAAAAAUGGUGAAAAGGAUGGCAGCCCUGGAGACAGCAAUGGCUCUGAGAAUGGGGAUGGCGACGAGGAAGUUGCCCUCGAGGCCGGCAGUGACGAUGAGCUCACUCGUCGCAUCAAGUCUGAGGCCCAGGCAAUUGAAGCCGAAAAGGAGAUCGAAGAUGACGAAUGGGCCGUUGAUGUGUCUGAAGAGGCCGUCAAGGCUCGUGCCAAAGAGCUUCCCGACGACCUGAAGCGUUCUCUUGUGAUUGAAGAUGGUGACGAGGAUGGUGCCGACGGUGCUUCCUCUUACGACCAGCUUGGCAGCUGGAUCAUCAGCACUGCUGAGGAGAAGGGCGGUGUCGCCAACGUCGGCGAUGUGGACAUUUACAAGAAGGCCAAGGAAUUCGGUAUUGAGUCCAAGCACAAGACCUUGGCUGUUCUCGCUCAGGCUAUCUUCGAUGACAAGAUUGUCAAGCAGAUCCCUAGCCGAGCAGCGCUGCUUCAGAAGUUGAUCACCUCUGAGCGCCACGAGAAGGCAUUCCUUGGAGGCACUGAGCGCUUCGUCGGCAAGGAUCGUCCUGAGCUCUUGCCCCAGAUCCCGGCCAUCCUUUUGGGCUACUACCAAGAGGAUCUUGUGUCUGAGGAAACCCUCAAGGCAUGGGGUGCCAAGGCUAGCAAGAAGUAUGUCGACAUUUCAACUAGCAAGAAGAUCCGCAAAACCGCCCAACCAUUCCUCGAGUGGCUUGAAAAUGCCGAGAGCGAUGAGGAGGAAAGCAGCGAUGAGGAAUAGACAAAUCAUCUCACUCCUUAUGAUCUUCAUCAGAUCAGUCUAGUUGCUAUGUUCGUUUUGCUUUGAUUUGCUCCUCUAUUUCCUAUCCUUCAGUGAUUUUACACUCUUUACAAGCACGCCAAAGCCAUGUCUUUGGC
Messenger RNA from Aspergillus wentii DTO 134E9, 1808 nucleotides. Its product is annotated as translation initiation factor eIF5. Lineage: Eukaryota; Fungi; Ascomycota; Eurotiomycetes; Eurotiales; Aspergillaceae. Bases 409 to 1671 code for a protein of 420 amino acids. The record is from RefSeq and is a predicted model, not a curated record. The transcript is spliced from 2 exons. Gene Ontology annotation, biological process: formation of translation preinitiation complex; formation of cytoplasmic translation initiation complex; translational initiation. Gene Ontology annotation, cellular component: cytosol. Gene Ontology annotation, molecular function: eukaryotic initiation factor eIF2 binding; translation initiation factor activity; GDP-dissociation inhibitor activity.